Messenger RNA from Polyodon spathula (Mississippi paddlefish), 2412 nucleotides. It is a transcript of the gene b4gat1, whose product is annotated as beta-1,4-glucuronyltransferase 1. The transcript has 2 exons. Lineage: Eukaryota; Metazoa; Chordata; Actinopteri; Acipenseriformes; Polyodontidae. The record is from RefSeq and is a predicted model, not a curated record. Gene Ontology annotation, molecular function: glucuronosyltransferase activity. The coding region runs from base 288 to 1685 and encodes 465 amino acids.
ACAUACGAUCGCACAGAAGGAACGCUGCAGCCCUUGAUGUGCGUCUCUGUUGUCAGUUUGUUAUUUCGGAUCGCGGGCUGUAAUGGGAGUAGCUUUGCAAACACAGACCCGGUCCUGAGAAUUUAAUAACGCGAUCUGUGCGGCAUAAUAAUAAUAAUAAUAAUAAUAAUAAUAAUAAUAAUAAUAAUAAUAAUAAUAAUAAUGAUGCGGAGCCGGACUCGGUCUGGAGACGUGCUGGAUGCACAAACACUACUGAGGCGAGGUGUUUAAUCUAAGUGCAUGCACGAAUGAACGACCACAGCAGCACAUUUUACACUGGCAAAGAGCCGCCUGCCACACACUGCCGCCGCAGAAACGAGCAGCCGCCGCUGGACUCGGAAAUGCAUUUCCCAAAAAAGUGUUCCGUUUUCAAGGUGGUCCUGAGCGCCCUCCUCGUCGUGGCGCUCCUUCAGCUCAUGUAUCUUUCCCUGCUGUCCAAACUGCACGGCAAGCAGCAGCGCUACCGCUACUCCGAGCUCUUCGAGAGCAACAGCCAGUUGAAGCGGGGCGUUUUCCAGCACCAGAAAAACUCCCGCAAAGAGCGGCUCAAAUACUCCCUCUCCACCGGGGGCAUGUUUGACGAGAGCGGGCAGUACCGCGUCUAUAAAAAUAUUAUCAAAAGCGAAUUCACCGCGCACCACGAACCCAGGGCCAGCUCAAACAGCGAGACCCGGUUCGCCCUGGCCACGCACACCUCCAUCAACAACCUCCAUCACUUGCAAGAGCUGCUGGCCCGGUGGCAGAGCGCCCUGUCCGUGGCCGUAUUCGCGCACGGCCAAGAUGUGAAGUUUUCCACGGCGCUCAUCUAUGCGCUGAGUGAGUUUUGCCCGCAGGUCCAAGCGCUGGUAGAUUUCCAUUUGAUCUGCCACUCGGGUGAGAUCGCUAGUUUUCCCGAGCAGGACCGGGAGCAGUUUGCCGGGCUGCAGCGCUGCCGCGACGUGUUCAGUAAACUGGAGAAGCACAGGGGUGCGUUUCAGAACUAUGCCAUGGGCCGCAACGUGUCGUACCCCAAUAACCUGCUGCGCAAUGUGGCCCGGGCCGGUAUCGAUGCGGCAUACACCCUGGUCAUCGACAUUGACAUGAUGCCCAGCCAAAACCUGCACGACGACUUUCUGAACUUCCUCAAAAGGAGAGACCCCCGCCCCGACGAGGUGUUCGUUGUGCCCGCUUUUGAAAUAAGGCACACCCGGAAGAUUCCUGCCACCAAAACUGAGCUUCUGCAGCUGUACCAAGUGGGUGAGGUGCGACCCUUUUACGAGGAGCUGUGCCAUAAGUGCCAGGCGCCCAGCAACUACUCCAGCUGGGUGAACCUCCACGGUCGGGGCGGAGCGGAGCUCCAGGUUGCCUACACGCUGGCCUGGGUCGACCCGUGGGAGCCGUUUUACAUUGGGGGCAGGGCCGUGCCGCUGUACGACGAGAGGUUCAGGCAGUAUGGGUUCAACAGGAUCAGUCAGGCCUGCGAGCUCCACAUUGCUGGCUACAGCUUCUCCGUGCUGAGCAACGCUUUCCUGGUGCACCGUGGCUUCAAAGUGUCCAGAGAGUUUCACGCCAGGAAGGACCAGGAGAACCGCCUCAACCGAGUUCUCUUCAGGCAGUUCAAGGAGGGGCUGAAACUCAAGUACCAAGACUCGACCCGGCGCUGCUGAGGGGAGAGUGGAUUCAGGCCCUGUCCUGUCAGUCCUGCGUGUGUGUGUGUGUGUGUGUGAGAGUGGAGCAAGCAAAUAAAUUGUCUUUUGUUUGAGGAGAUAAGCAGACUAAACUAAAUGAGAGAGGCCCAAGUUGGGUGUGCAGUGAGGAUGAAACUGGGCACAGCGCUGCAUAUUUGAUAAAACUUGUCCAGAAGCGUUUUUUCAGUGGGCAUGCUGUUUGUUUUGCAUGUUUGGUUAUACCAUCAACCCUCUCCCUCUCCCUCAGCAUUUGAAAAGCAGCGGCCCGAGUUUCCAGCUGUGUGUUGAGUUUGGAAAGCCAUUUCGAUGGCGUCUGGGGUUGCCGGAUGGAUUCCAUUUGCACCUCCUUUGCAAGCGUGUGUUGGGCAUUGAUUGGGGAUGUGAGUGAUGGAUUGCACUUGAUCCCUCGUUUGCAGAGGAGCCAGCCGCUCCUCUCAUGCUGUUCUAUCAUGGUUCAGUGCAGUCCAGUGUCCAGCUAGUUCCUCUGUUAGAUCGUCAGUAAGUAUGUGGUUAGGGACAUCGCAGGCUGACCACAUACUGCGCCACUCCUUCAACGCUGAAAUAGGAGAUCAAUUUAAAGUGAAAAUAAUGACCGUUCCUUAGGCACGUAAAGUGGUCCCACCUAACAACAUUAUUUUGUGCAGUUUUUGAAAGAAACACAUUUUACCAAUUUUUAUUUAAAAAAAACAAAAAAAAACCAAACAGA